Messenger RNA from Camelina sativa (false flax), 2037 nucleotides. RefSeq lists its product as uncharacterized. NCBI's taxonomy places the organism in Eukaryota, Viridiplantae, Streptophyta, Magnoliopsida, Brassicales, Brassicaceae. The record is from RefSeq and is a predicted model, not a curated record.
CGGACAGUUUUGGUUAAAAACAAUUAGGAAAUUUUGAAUAAUUUAGGGUUUCUCAUCCAAUUCCAACCAAACCCAAAGUUCCCUUUUUUCUCCCUUUUUAUAAAUUGCCCAUUAGUUCUCAAACCUUUGCUUAACGAUUCAAUUACUUAAUUCUUCUAUCUCGAUCCCUUUUCUUUGCAGGAACCAACAGAUUAGGACGAGAAGAUAAAACCGAUACCAUCGAGAGAGUAACAACAAUGGGCAAAUCUUCAUCUUCCUCAAAGAAACUCAAACAUUCUACAGAUCCCUCUACUAAGUUGCGAUCGGUGAAGAAGAAGAGGAAGACGAAGAGGAACAAAUCGAAGAGGAUUCCUAAGGUUAAAGACUAUUCAGAUGAGAGUGAAUCAAGUUUUUCAGAUUCUUCUUUGUAUUCUUCUUCUAGUUCAGAAGAUGAUUACAGGAGGAAGAAGAUGAAGCGUCGUCAAUCUAAAUUGAGUAAGAAGAGGUCACGGAAGAGGUAUUCUUCUAGUAGUGAGAGUGAUGACGAUGACGAUGAUUCUGGUCUGUUAAAGAAAAGGAAAAGAUCUAAGAGGAAGGAUGAAUCUUUAGGGAAGAAGAAGAAGAAGAAGAAGAGACUUGUUUCAAGAAAGAGACGUAAGAGAGAUUUGAGUUCAAGCUCUAGUAGUAGUGAGCAGAGCGAUGAUGAUGACGGUAGUGAGAGUGAUGGGAAGAGAAGGUCUAGGGGGAGAGGAAGACUUGGUAAGGUUAAGGAUGUGAGGAGAAGAAGUAGAGAUGAGUCGAGUGAACCUGAUGAAUACUUACAUGUGGAAGAUGAAGUUAUACCCGAGAGUAAUUCUAGAAGGCUUAAAUCUAUUAUUGUUGUAUCAUAUGGUUAUGGCGAUGAUGAGAGAAAGGAAGAAGAUGACAGAGAUGUCUAUAUGUCACGUGGUGACAAUAGAGAGUUAGGACUUAGUGAUGAAUCUGAUGAGAGAGAUGGUGAAACUAAUGUCUCUUAUGCUAGAGCUCGUGCUGAUGAUGACAACGAAGGUAGAACUGUUGGCUAUGAUGAAUUUUUAGAAUAUAAUGAAUCUGAAACUAGCAAAGUUUCUCAGAAAGAUGAUGAAUUGGAAGCCAUAUUAAAGAAAAGAGCUUUGGAGAAUCUUAGAAGAUUUCGUGGAGUGAACCAAAAGAGUGGAAUGACAAGAAAAGAGGUGUCUUCUGUUUUAGAAGGAGAACCUCUGCAAAUUGAAUCUGAAAAAGUUGAUGAGUCACAAGACCAUAGUCUCAUGGAGCAGAAGCUUUGUGAUUCUGGGGUAAGUAAAGAUCUUGAGACUUCAGAAAAGAUAUUACAUGUUGUUAAUGUUAAGGAGUCGGGAGCAGCAUUGGCUAAUCCUGCUUCUCAACAAGAUCAGCAGCCUGGUGAUACUGCCAAGGUUAAAGCUAGUUCUAGUAUUAGCUCAUGUUCAACUAAACGGAAGUUGAUUAGACCGUCAUUGGGGAAAGAAAGUUUAAAUCUAGCUAGCUGGAAAGAAGCCGCUGGUGGCCAAGAUGCUGAAGCAGAGAGCAUCAAUGGCAGUACCAUCGACAAGAAUUGUCCAGAAAGUUCUCUAGCUCUGGCACCAGAGAAUGGAGGUGAAAACGUAGAACCAACAAAAGUUAGUUCUACCCUUAACCCCCAGUCGUCUUCUCAAGCCGGCAAAGAGACAUUAGAUGAAACAAAAGAAGGGUCUCAGUCUGAACAGAAAAAAGUUGAUGAAACAAAAGAUGAGUCUCAGUACGAAAAGAAAACAAUGACUGUGAUGAGGGGUGGAGAAAUGGUUCAGGUGAGUUACAAGGUCUACAUUCCUAAGAAGACCUCUUCUUUGGGUAGAAGAAAACUCAACAGGUGAAGCAACAUAAUGAAGAUAGUUGAUGUCGACAUAAUUUUUUGUUUCUGUAGAACUUAAAUACAAUGGUUGUUUGAACAAUAAUUACAACCAGAGUUGGUGACAACACAAACUUUAAAUCAUAAUAGAUUUGAAUUUUUGAAUACAUCAAUGAAGAGUACAUUAAGUUUCA